AACUGAACUGAAGAAACGAUUCUCCCUUUUCUUCUUCAGUGUACCCCUGCCACCUUUCAAUUCGUUGUAUCCAUCUUCUUUUGUUGUUUGUUAUUGCAGAGAACAAAAGAGGAGAAAUCUAUGGUGCGAUCUACCUGGGUCUGUCUUUUAAGUUAGAAAAUUUCAAAAUAUAAGUGCUUUUUUAAGAAGAGAGGGAGGGAAGGGGAAUAAAUCAUGGCGGCUGAUAAGUCAACAGUAACAUGCACAGUGCUAGCCAUGGAUUCCACCAACUUCUGUUACAAAGCCUGCAAGCUUUGCGAAAGGGCUCUCCCCGAUCAUCCCCCAAAUUCAUCCUGCACUGCCUGCAAGUCUAAGUUCCCCGCCUCUUUCCCCUCCCACCAACACUUGUUCCGCCUUCUCCUGUCAAUAGCAACCGAUACAAAGGUAAUGAUGGUGAUAUGCUUUGAUAGGGCUGCUAAAGUUUUGUUUGGCUGCUCUGCUCAUGAGUUCUUAGACUUCGCAAAGAUUCAUCCUUUUGCUGCUGAAAAUGCAAGUAAAGUUCUGGAGGGAGAGAUGCUCCAAAUGACUUUGUCAAAACCAAAGAAUCUGAAUGCUCAGCAUCUAAGAGCAGUGACCAUAGUUCCUUUAAGGUCAGGUUUCCAGCCUGUAAUUCAGACCCU
Rubroshorea leprosula is the source of this 659-nucleotide messenger RNA. The record is from the annotation of a GenBank genome assembly. NCBI's taxonomy places the organism in Eukaryota, Viridiplantae, Streptophyta, Magnoliopsida, Malvales, Dipterocarpaceae.